This is a messenger RNA of Erigeron canadensis, 3951 nucleotides long. RefSeq lists its product as uncharacterized. Bases 40 to 3582 code for a protein of 1180 amino acids. Lineage: Eukaryota; Viridiplantae; Streptophyta; Magnoliopsida; Asterales; Asteraceae. The transcript is spliced from 10 exons. The record is from RefSeq and is a predicted model, not a curated record.
UCUGAUUUCAGUCCCUCCCUUCUUUCCUCUCCGACUAUAAUGCUCCGUCGUAUCUUCACUACCAAAACCACCGUCAUCCGCCAUCUCCACCACAACCGUCAUCAUCAUCAAUCCACCACUCUCCACCGCCGUUUCUCCACCACUAACCACCAAAAAACCGAACAAAAUUACCAAAAUACCCUUCCCCCAGCCCUCAACAACCUCCGCCCAAACUCUCUUUCUCAUCUCUCCACAUCCUCCAAAUUCACACUAACAGCUUCAGUAAUUUCCCUAACCGCGUUGCUGACGUCAUCCUACGUCAUCCUAACCUACGAUAAAAGUAACAGUAGCAAAAUCAAUGAAAUCAAAGAAAUCUACGUUGACCGGUCAACGGAGACAGUUAAGAGAGUCGUGAGUACGAUGAAACACACCGGCGUUGCGGCGACGGUGUUGUGGAAGUCGUUGCGGUCGGUUUUGAGUUCGGCGAACCACGAGGUUAGGUUAGGGUUUGAAGUUAGGGUUGCGGCAUUAUUAGCGGAUAUCGUUGCGGCGAACGAAGGCAGACGGAUGGCGAUUGUAGGUGCAGGUGGUGGUGUGGUUGUUGAUUGGUUAUUGGAUUUAGUUAGUGGUGGAGGAAGUGCAGGUGGAAGUGUACAAGGAGAAGCGGCUAGGGCGUUGGCGUAUUUGAUCGCGGAUGAGAAUGUUUGUGAGGUCGUGUUGAAUAGGCCGAAUGCUGUUCCGAAUCUUUUGAGGUUUAUUUACCUUGCUCAACCGAAUACAUCGAAAAAGCAACCAAGGCGCAGUUCAUUUGAUAUUUCUGAUCCAUCAAAAGGUAGAAGCAUGCUCGUUGCAGCAAUAAUGGAUAUCGUCACUUCCAACUGUGACAACGUGGACAAGAUCAGGCUCAAGCCCAUGCUAUCUGGGGCAGCUGCAAUGCGAGAUAUCGCAGCAGCACUUCAGGUUGUUGAAGAAGGUGGCAUGCACAUGGAUGAACCAUCCGAUAAUCAGGAUGAUGAUGAUGAUGGUGGAACCGGAUUAAAAGGAAUUGGGAUGAAAGUUCUUGGAGGUACUACGGUUGUGGGUCUUUCUAGAAAUAAUGGGUCGAUGGAGUUAGAGGAAUCGUUUAAAUCUACCCCAAAAAGUCUUUCAUUUAGUAAAUUAAAUGAUAGUUCUCCGUAUGUAGUACCUGGAUUGUGGGAUGAUUUGCAUUCUCAACAUGUUGCUGUUCCUUUUGCUGCAUGGGCUUUAGCAAACUGGGCAAGGGCAUCAGAUGUAAAUAGAUCUCAUAUACAAGAACUAGACCGAGAUGGUCAUGCUGUCAUGUCAGCUUUAGUUGCUCCCGAGAGAUCCGUUAAAUGGCACGGGAGCUUGGUUGCUCGGUUAUUAUUAGAAGAUCAAAAUCUUCCCUUGAAUGAUUCUGUUUCUGAUUGGAGUUAUACUCUUCUUACAACAGUAUCUCAAGCGAGCAAAAGCAGUGAUAUCUCGUUGACUCUCGUUGCUUUAUCUGCAUUCUUACUGUCUCUUGAGAGGUGCCCCAGGGCUCAAAGGGUAGUUAUGGAAAAAGGUCUAGGUUUAAUGAGGGAUUCUGCUAAACGGACUAUGCGUCACACAGCUGUACAAGAAUCAUUGGCAAAAGGGUUGGAAUCACUUUGUUCAGGGGACAUGCAUUUAUCUCUUGAGGAAGGGAAAAAGUGGUCUAGCAUUUUACUUUCAUGGGUAUUUAGGGAGACUUCAUCUGAUGCUCUUACAUCUUCUGCCAUAAAUAUACUUUCUCGUAUUUGUGAAGAUUAUGGACCAUCUUCCAUACCAAUCUCUCAAGGUUGGUUAGCUGUUAUGCUUUUUGACAUACUGAAAUCAAGAAAAUUAUCUCUUAAAGGGAGUGUUCAGCCUAGGGACAAAGUGAAGACUCAAAUUGAUCAGGCAAACAUAGUAUCUGGCACACACAGUGUCAAUCAAUUGGCCAGUGCUGUGGUUAAUUUGGCCGUAAAUCAACUGGGAACAGAUUCUUUUAAAGGGGAUUUAUCUACUUUGGCAGAUUUUCUCUCCAUUGAACCCUUUAUUGGAACAUACAAAAAUUUGAAGAAAGACAACAUGCCUAAAGUGAAUGCUUUAGAUUCAGCACUGGCAACUCUGAAGGGGAUCAAAGCUAUGACAGAGAUUUGCAGCGAUGACACAUUUUCUCAAAACAAAAUAGUGGAUUAUGGUGUAGUUUCAUUGUUGCGUCGCUUUUUAUUGAGAGAUGAUUACGAGAAGUUAGCAGCAAUUGAAGCAUAUGAUGCAUCAAGAGACAUGGAUUCCAAGGAUGUAACUGUAAGUGGUCGUGGUGAGUCCUCUGCUCCUGAUGCUCGUGAACUGUCUAAUGCCCGGAUCCCACCAGUGGCACACAUCCGUCGGCAUGCGGCUCGGUUACUAACAUUGCUCUCGGUUCAUCCAAAAGUUAAAAAGUUGUUACGUGAUGACGAAGCAUUGUGUAAUUGGCUUGAUGAAUGUGCAAAUGGAAAGAUCCUGGGAAACAAUGACCUUAAAACUCAAAGUUAUGCUAGAGCAACAUUGCUAAAUAUCUUUUGCAAUGACGAUGAUUUCAAAGAUAAUGUGAACGACGAGUAUCCUGGUGGCGUUAAUAAAAGCCAUAAUUGUGCUCGUUAUACUGAGAUGAUGUUUUUAAUCAACCCUGAAAGGCCUCAUUGGGAUUGUUCUGGAAAAGGAAAGCGUACAUUGACCAAAAAGGAAAAUCAAGUUGAUCCCGGUGAGGACAUUAGCCCAACAUCUUAUAGUGAAUCAGUGAGUCAAUUGGGAGAUCCUUCAUUUGAUAUUAUAUUUGUACAUGGUCUGCGUGGAGGACCGUUUAAGACAUGGCGGUUAUCUGAGUGCAAGUCAUCCUCUAAAUCUGGGCUUGUAGAAAAGAUUGACGAAGAAGCCGGAAAACAAGGAACGUUUUGGCCGGGAGAGUGGCUUUCAGCUGACUUCCCUCAUGCGCGUUUGUUUAGUCUUAAGUACAAGACAAAUCUUACUCAGUGGUCCGGAUCAAGCCUGCCUCUACAGGAAGUUAGCUCCAUGCUGUUGGAGAAGCUACUUGCAGCACAUAUUGGAGAUCGACCAGUUGUAUUUGUAACUCAUAGCAUGGGAGGAUUGGUUGUGAAGCAGAUGCUGCAUCAAGCAAGUUCAGAAAAUAGAGGCAAUCUUGUCAGGAACACUGUUGGUGUGGUGUUCUAUAGUUGCCCACAUUUUGGUAGCAAACUUGCAGAUAUGCCCUGGCGAAUGGGUUAUGUGCUCCGCCCUGCACCAUCGAUAGGAGAGUUGAGAAGUGGCUCCACGAGAUUAGUGGAGCUUAAUGAUUUUCUUCAUGAUCUACAUAAAAAAGGGUCUCUUGAUGUUCUCAGUUUUUGUGAGACUAAAGUAACUCCAAUAGUUGAAGGCUACGGUGGAUGGGCUUUUCGGCUGGAAGUGGUUCCCAUUGAAUCUGCAUAUCCUGGAUAUGGGGAACUUGUUGUAUUGGAGUCCACUGAUCAUGUAAAUUCAUGCAAACCUAUUAGCCGAACCGAUCCUUCUUACCGUGAAGCUUUACAAUUUUUGCACAAACUUAGAGCAGCGACACACAGAUGAAUUUACAUUGGCAUAUUUUUGGGUAGGAUGCACUAUCGAUACAGUAAAUCUAGAGCCUUAAACUGAUGGUUAAAUACGACUGGUACACAGCUCAUUGGGUGAUUGAUCUAAGUCCCAAGCAGAUUGAAUUACUAAUUUACCCCCAUUUUGCACUGUUGGUAUUUGAUUUACAGAUGCUGGGGUGUUUACAGGUUCAUGCACAUAAUAUGUAGGUCUUGUAUAUAGCAAAUAGUAACAAAUAACAAAUUACAGGUACCAUAAUCUCCUACUAGUCAUUUACUAUUUGUAACCUCCUUCUAAGUUGAUAUUGAUCUCUGUGUACCAGAUUAUCGUAUUUUAAUAUAUUGAUAUUUGGUAUACAUUUAAACA